This is a messenger RNA of Dunckerocampus dactyliophorus (ringed pipefish), 2520 nucleotides long. RefSeq names its product progestin and adipoQ receptor family member 3-like. Bases 430 to 1377 code for a protein of 315 amino acids. Gene Ontology annotation, molecular function: signaling receptor activity. NCBI's taxonomy places the organism in Eukaryota, Metazoa, Chordata, Actinopteri, Syngnathiformes, Syngnathidae. The record is from RefSeq and is a predicted model, not a curated record. The transcript has 7 exons. Gene Ontology annotation, cellular component: membrane.
GAUGCCUGUCGGUGUUCGCAUGAAACUAGCUUGAUUUGUAAACAUGCCCAGCCAUACGCCUUUAGAGUGAACUAUGAUACAGCAUGUGUUUGUCUGGUUGUUAUUCUUGAACUGUCGUGGCGUCUGUCUUGUGAGUAGAAAAAAAAACAUCUGAAGGAUAUCACGUCGGUCGGUAGGCUAGCUUAGGUGCUAAUGAUGGUGCAUCUACCCCAUCACUUGCUCUAUGUUGGCAAUGUUGUGUGCCAUGUUUUCUAGUAUUUGUUUCCUUAGUCCCUUCAAUACAUCAUUAGAGAUUGUUGUAUAUUGAGAUAUUGUUAUAUUUAUGUAAAAUAAUCACAAUUAUUGUAGAAUAUAAACUGGAGAAGAUAACUAUAUUCCCAGGUUUCUUUCCCCUUUCUCCCCGACUUGCCUGACAGUAGGGAAGCAUACAUGAAGAUGCUGCUGAAAGUGCCCCAGAAGCUGCUGAAGACAGCUCACUACAUAGAGCUGGGCAGCUAUCAGCACUGGCCGGUGCUCGCACAGCAGAGGAUAAGACUGUACACCUACGAACAAAUCCCCCUGUUCCUGAAAGAGAACCCCUACAUCACAGACGGCUACAGGGCCCACCUGCCUUCCAAACUCUGCCUGAGAAGUAUUUUUAUUAUGUCUAAUGAGACGGUGAAUAUCUGGAGUCACCUGCUGGGCUUCAUUCUCUUCUUCUCCCUUGGGGUCAACGACGUCACGUCGGUGCUGCCGGCCUCUGGAGCUAACAAAGAGGAUUAUGUCAUCUACACCAUCGGACUCUUUUGCUUCCAGGUGUGCAUGUUGUGUUCCGUGGGUUAUCAUCUAUUCUCAUGCCACCGUUCAGAGAAGACGAGUCGUCGCUGGUUGGCGUUGGACUACGCAGGCAUUUCUGUUGGCAUCUUGGGAUGUUAUGUGCCUGGCAUCUUUUACGCCUUCUACUGCAACGCUUUUUGGCGGCAGGUCUACCUCAUGACGGUGCUGUCCUUGAUCCUGGCUGUCUUCUGCACCCAGGUUCACCCACGCUACCUUAGCAACGACUGGCGGUGGAUCAGGGUGGCCAUCUUCUGCUGCAUGGCUGGUAUCAGUGUGGUUCCGGCGGGCCACUGGGUGUGGCUCAACGGGGGGUUUACCUGUUAUAUUGUUCAGCGCUUCCUGCCUCGAAUGAUUGUGAUGUACCUGAUUGCUGGAUCUGCCUUCAUAUUCUACGUUACCAAGAUCCCUGAGCGCUAUUUCCCUGGCCAGAUGAACUACCUUGGUGCCAGUCACCAGGUGUGGCACGUUCUGGUGGUUGUGAUGUUCUACUGGUGGCAUCAAACCGCAGUGGACAUCAUGCAAUUCAGGCACAGCCAGCCCUGCCCCACACGGACAAAAUGACAAGGAACAAACAACGUAUCAAUGCACUUGCACAACUAAAUUCCCUACUUAGGUUUAUAGUAGAAGCCUAAAUAGUUGGUGAAUACUUACUAACAGGCAAGUUCACCUUGAGCCUGUAUGUCAGUAUCUGCAAUUGCCAGUAUGCAGUACAGUAAAUCAAUGCAUGAAGAUAUUCAUUUAUGUAUAGAAACAUAGUUUUUUGUGUGUUUUUUGCUGGUAAUCAUCUCAUGGCCACUUCAGAAGGACGAUUGAAGAAAAUAUCUGUGGCAUUGUGAACUGCACGGAUCCCACUGCUGCCUCAAGUGUUCACGAGCAUGAGGUGCAUGCGUUGGGUGGAAAUCACUGCCACAUUAUUUCUUAAUACGACUUGAUUUGUGAUCUUUUUUGUGCAACAUGACUAUGAAGGAUGUGCCGAAUGUCAACAGAGUAUUAUGCAAUCAACUACAUUGCUGGAAUAAUUGCAUUUAAGGCUGAACUGUAUCACAAAAACAAUUACCAAUCAUUAUCAUUUGUGUUCCUUUAGAAGAUUAUUAUUCCAUUCUCUAUCUUUGAUGUAUCCAUUGGCGGUUGUACAGCUAGCAAAGCACUAUAACGAGAACAUUUACGCUACUAAAUGAAAUUGACCGUCAACAAACAUUAAACCGACAACCUGUUUAAUUUACUUGAAAUGGUUUCAUAUAAAAAUAUAUACUAUUUUGCAUGGUAUAGAUAUCUAUUUUUGUAUAUUUGUGUCGGAAUGGUUGCAUGUUAGUUGGCACUCCUGUUGCACAGGACAAAUACAGGCCAGCUUUGUACUGAAAACAAAUAAUCAUCUGUAUAAUGUGUGAAUAAGGCCAGUGUGGAGUGGUGCAGGUUGCUUGAAGGGCUUUUAUUGUUCAUAUUUUGCCUCAGUUUUUGUUCGCCUUCAUUUGCCUUAUGCUGAACUGGAACACAAAAUUUUUGAUUUUUGCACCACAAGGCCACUACAAUUGUGUUUUAAAAAAAAUUCAAUUUCCAAUGCAUGACAGCUAGGCUAAGAACAGUAUUUUAAUGUUGUCUUUUUGAAGUGUUUAGACCAUUAACUCAUCAUCUUGUGUUUUUUCCCCAAUUAUUAUGUAUAAUGAAGUACUGGCUAUUUACGCCAUUUUGAAUGAAUAAAGAAUG